UCAACAAGAUAGUACGUCUGCAUUCUGUUGGUGGGACGGCUCACAUAACAUGUGAUUAUUAUGAUGAGCUUGAUGAAAUCUUCGUCCACCACCCAGAUGUUGAUUAUACAAAUAUGGGAGUGGAUACUGGAAUCACAAACGCUGUAUCACUAGAUGUUGAAGGAGAUGCAGCUUCAACUACAGAGACAUCUUUUGAUACUUUGUCCAAUCAUGGAGAGAAUCAAGAAUCUGGAAAAAGACCUUCAGUUGACUUUAAAAUCCUUUUCGAGAAACAAAGGGAGUGGGAAGAAAAAAUGAUGCACGAGCAAAUGGAAGCCCAUGCGCAAUUGAUGAGAGAGACUGUGCAACAAAUGGGGACGAUACUCUUUGCAUGUGUGUCUCAGCUUUCAAAAAAACGAGGGUCUGAGGAGUAAAUAUAGAUGAUUGUGUGACAACAAGGUUACCCGAUUGUAAAAAGCAGUUCGAGUUGAAGCAUCAAAAAUUCGUUUAUCAUCUGCAUGAGAAACUGAAAC
This is a messenger RNA of Styela clava, 512 nucleotides long. The record is from RefSeq and is a predicted model, not a curated record. NCBI's taxonomy places the organism in Eukaryota, Metazoa, Chordata, Ascidiacea, Stolidobranchia, Styelidae.